This is a messenger RNA of Penaeus vannamei (Pacific white shrimp), 4355 nucleotides long. The record is from RefSeq and is a predicted model, not a curated record. NCBI's taxonomy places the organism in Eukaryota, Metazoa, Arthropoda, Malacostraca, Decapoda, Penaeidae.
GAAAUUCGUACAUUAGUGACCGAGUAUUUAUUAGAACACAAGGUGUUAAGUGAGGAGGAUUUAGAGCCCUUGUGUCCUCGGGAUGUCACGAUGGCCCGCCAGUAUGACCUGGAGAGCCGUAAGAUAGAUUUGGAAAUGUUUAAGGCAGAGAAUGAGCGGAUGCGUCUCAUGCAGAGACCUGAUAGGGAACACCAUCCUCAUUUUCGUAUAGAGGAUGCAAUUAAAUUUGUUCCUAAAUUCAAUGAGACAGAGCCUGAGUACUUUUUCAUUCAUUUUGAGCGAGUUGCUGCCUUGCAUGGUUGGCCCGAAGAUAAGUGGGUAUUGCUUGUUCACAGUGCAUUUGUUGGCAGAGCUCAAGAGGUUUUCUCAGCUCUGGAUUUGGUACAGUCACAAUGUUAUUAUGUAGUAAAACAAGCUGUUUUAAAUGUUUAUAAAAGGGUACCAGAGGCUUACAGACAAGAUUUCCGUUAUUAUCGUAAAGAUAGCAAACAAACCUUUGUUGAAUUUAUUCGCCAAAAGCAACUUUUGUGUAAGAAAUGGGUCGAGAGUGAACUUGAUGCACUCGAGUACGAUAAAUUACUCGAGCUCUUUGUACUAGAGGAAGUUAAGAAAAGUAUGCCUGUAAAAGUUCGCUCUCACAUUGACGAACGUGGUCUGCGCACAUUAGCCGAGGUCGGCAAAGCCGCCGAUCAUUUCGCUCUCACUAAUCCCAACUACUCUUGCAGAUCUAAUGAGCCUUCAUUCCAGUCUAUCCAGCAUAAUGGUAAGAGGAUGGAGUAUAGUUCCAGGAGGACUGGACUGCCAGAUACCCACAGGACUGUUCAUACAAAGUCAGAAACAGGUGGUGAUGAGAGUAAGAAGGUUGCUUCUCGCGGAUUUCUUAGUGUCGAUGAGUCGUGUAAGUCGUCUUCCCCAGUCACUAUUCUACGGGACUCGGCUGCAGAUAUAUCAUUGGUACUCAAGGAGAUGGUUCCUAACCCUGACUGCUAUACUGGAGAGAUGAUUAUUAUUAAUGGACUGGUAGGGUCCAAGAGUAUACCCAUAUGUAAAGUCUACCUUGAAUCUAAAUUGAUAACUGGGUACGUAAAUUUAGGUGUUGUUGAUAAUAUACCAAGUGAUGGCAUUUCGCUCCUUAUGGGCAAUGAUCUAGUUGGUGAUAAGGUAUGGCCUUGCCCUGUAGUUUCACCUUGCCCGACAGAGGAGAACAACACCGUAGAUUUAGAGAGGGAGUAUCCCGAUCUCUUUCCUGCAUGUGCUGUCACCCGCAGUGCAAGUCGUAGGUCCUCCCCUCCUACCAAGGCGCUUACCGCCGGUACUGCAUUACCCAAAGAGAGCCUUAAUGAUAUAUUCACCGAGGAUUUCACCUUGGCAGAUUUCUUUAAAUCAUCUGACAAAGAUUCAAACAUUUCUGCUUCUGAUAAUUCUAAUAUAGUAAAUUUUAAAGACAUGCCAGUUACUAGAGAAAAGCUCAUUGAAGAACAAUAUAAAGAUCCUGAGUUGCAAACAUUUUAUGAUAGGCUUACUGAUACAAGUAACAUAGACAAUUUCAGUACCUGCUAUUAUCUCCAGUCAGGUGUUCUUAUGCGUAAAUAUAAGCCCUAUAAUAUAUCUGCAGACGAUACCAGUAAGAUAGUACAUCAGAUUGUCAUUCCAAAGCCCCUUCGAACUGAUGUAUUGAAUAUUGCACAUGACAUUAGUGGUCAUUUGGGAGUCAACAAAUCUUACCAUAAGAUUUUAGCUCAUUUUUAUUGGCCGAAAAUGAAACGUGAUGUUGGUUACUAUUGCCAGUCAUGCCAUAUCUGCCAAGUAAAAGGCAAACCCGGAGAUGGUAUCAAACCAUAUCCCUUGCAACCUAUCCCUGUGUUAACAGAGCCUUUCAGCAAAAUAGUUAUUGACUGUGUAGGUCCUCUUCCAAAGACUAAACGGGGUAACAAGUUUCUGUUAACCAUAAUUGAUGUGGCCACCCGAUAUCCUGAAGCUAUUCCUCUUAGACGCAUCACUACUAAGAAUGUUGUGAAGGCAUUGAUAAUUUUUUUUACACAAGUUGGUCUGCCUACUGUAAUACAAUCAGAUCAAGGGUCAAAUUUUACGUCCAGACUGUAUGAACAGGUUAUGAAGUCCUUGGGUAUACAGCAGUGCAGGUCCACCGUAUAUCAUCCUCAGAGUCAAGGGGUAGUUGAAAGGUUUCACUAUACUUUAAAGACUAUGAUUAAAGCCUUUUGUUUAGAGACUGGUUCUGAGUGGGAUGAAGGAAUAGAUUUGCUGUUAUUUUCAGUAAGGGACAGUGUUCAAGAGAGCCUUGGUUAUUCUCCAUUUCAAUUAAUUUACGGCCAUGAAGUGCGUGGACCACUGAAGGUCUUAAAGGAGUGCUGGUUAAUUGAAGAGGAGGACAUUCCAGUAGCUGCUUAUGUGAAUAAAUUUAAGCAUAGAUUACGAACAGCUAUCUCAAUAGCUCAUAAUCAUUUGGGUAAAGCUCAAUCUAAAAUGAAAGAACAUUUUGAUAAAGCAAAUAAUACUGAAGUUAGAACCUUCAAUGAGGGUGAUUUAGUUCUGGCUUUGCUGCCUCUUCCUAACCAGCCUCUUCAGUCUCGCUAUACGGGUCCAUUUCGUAUUCUAAAACGAACGAGUGAUACAAAUUAUGUGAUUGAAACACCUAAGAGGCGUAAGAAAAACCGUCAUGUACAUGUAAACCUCCUGAAAAAGUACCAUGAACGGGGUGAUAUAAAGGAUGAGGUACGAAAUGUUUCAAUAGUUGUACCUUCAAACAUCAGUAAUGACACUUGUGAUAAUGUAAAGAUUGUGGAGCCUAACCUUAUAAAUUCGACAAUUUUAGCUAAACCUGAUGAUAAACUUAAACACCUUUCUGCUGCCCAAGCAGCAAACAUUCGUUCUCUUCUGCAGGAGUAUGAGGAACUAUUCAGUGAUGUACCUCGUCUCUGCCCACUGCUGGAACAUGAUGUGGAGACUAAGGAAGCUCAGCCAGUACGUCAAGCUCCCUAUCGCCUCAAUGCAGAGAAGAGGGCUUUCCUGCAGACGGAGGUUCAGCGCCUGAAGGAGCAGGGGUUCAUUAGUCCCAGCCUGAGUCCCUGGGCAUCACCUAUAGUCCUCGUUCCCAAGAGUGGCGGCACUUACCGUCUGUGUGUAGAUUAUAGGAAGGUGAAUGCGGUAACAGUGGCGGACUCGUUCCCCCUCCCGAGGAUGGACGACAUUAUUGAUGACCUGGGGAAGGCACGCCACCUGUCGAAGUUGGAUCUCCUCCAGGGAUAUUACCAAGUUCCGUUGACAGAGAGGGCGAGGCCGAUUUCUGCGUUUGUCACGCCUGUCGGUCUCUACGAGUUCAAGGUUCUUCCCUUCGGUAUGAGGAACGCCCCGGCGACCUUUCAGCGUCUCAUGAACUACCUGACUGCGGACUUAGAAGGCGUUCGUUGUUACCUAGACGAUCUUGUAAUCUGGAGCGAGUCUUGGCAGGAACAUCUGGUACGUUUACGUGCACUCUUCUCCGCCUUGUCAGCCGCAAACCUCACGGUAAAUUUGCAGAAGAGUGAAUUCGGACAUGCUCAUGUCACCUUCUUGGGUCACGUGAUCGGUCAGGGUCAGGUCGCACCUGUAGCAGCGAAGGUGGAAGCGGUCCUCCAGUAUCCCACGCCCGUCGACAGGAGAGGCCUGAUGCGCUUCAUGGGAAUGGCUGGAUAUUAUAGACGUUUCUGCAAGAACUUUUCCCAGAUAUCCGCACCUUUAACAGACUUGCUGAGUACUAAACGGACAUUCAGGUGGUCAGAGGACUGUCAACAAGCCUUUGACAACUUGAAGCACCUCUUGUGUACCGCUCCCGUCUUGCGAGCUCCUGAUAUCGGCAAACCAUUUGUAAUUCAUGUUGACGCCAGUGAUAGUGGUGUGGGAGCGGUCCUCUUGCAGAACAAAAGUGAAGUGCUCCACCCGGUGUGUUAUUUUUCUUAUAAGUACAAGUCUUAUCAAAAGUCUUACGCCACCGUCGAAAAGGAGGCCUUGGGAAUAGUAUUGGCAAUCGAAAAGUUUAGAGUUUAUUUAACAAACUCUGUUCAUCCAGUCAAAAUUUUCACUGAUCAUAACCCGUUAACUUUUAUAGAAAAUGUAAAGUUUAAAAACAUGCGAGUGUUGAGGUGGGCUUUAACAUUACAGCCAUUCAAUAUAAAGAUAUUGCAUAUUAGAGGCACACACAAUAUCAUAGCGGACGCAAUUUCAAGAUCGUAAGUAGUGCGGUCCACACACGUUGGCCGCUGACUGUACACUGCGAAGGACAGGAAAGAGGCGUACGCUACCUUCACCCGUAUAGCCGAACGAGCUGUUGUGUAAUUCUAUAUAGCAAUUAGCUAGUU